AAAUUCCCACUUCUUUCCCUAAAAUUGUAAGUCUACAUCACAAAGAUGGUUAAGUGGUGUACACAUUAAACAUCACCCAACGCAAUGAUAACACUCGGAACUACUCGGAUGUCUCCGCACUCGACAAUAACCUCGGACGUAAUACGGAGGCAGCCAUAUUUGAUUGUUGAUUGUUGGGAAGGAACUACUUUCAACCUCGCGCUAAUUUAAACCUAAUUCUUUCAACGCCUGUAUCUAUUUAUCUUUUAAAUCAAAGUCAAUCUUAGUGCAUUGUUUGGCAAACUGUAAAGCAUCAUAAAAUUCAGUGGUAUUGACAGCCAUCCUUAUGAGCGUAAUGAUCGAUUGAGUGAGAAGGCAUUUCCGGCGGACAAAAUGCAUGGAUUUGGUGCAUAUUUCUCCGCCUAUCACAGUAUGGAGCUUGCGGAAUGAGCCGAGGAUUGCCGAUUAGUCAAAUCUCACGAGUGACCUUAGGGGGAAGGUCGAGGAAAUGUGACCAGGUUUGGGUGUUGCUGAUGUUCAAGUUUACUGCGCGUGUAAGCCCUUGUGAAAAUACAAACUGGAUACAUAUCAACAGGAGAAUGUGACAUUGAUUCAGCCGCGCUGCUGUUGUAAAGUUGGAACGCUUUCUUUAAGUGCAGACAAAUAAAAAACGCAGACGCUGCAAGUACUACUAUGUCUGGUGAAUUGUCCAGGCCAGCUCCUCCAGUGGUGGGGAAGGUGACCCAUUUCAGUGUGGAGCUAUACUGGGAUGAAGCUCUGGCCAAGGCCAAAGAAGAGACAGGAGAAAAAGGAGGAAGAAUCAGAGUUAGUGUACAAGAACAAGACAAAAAAUCAAAUUCCUGGGGGAAUGUUUACACAGGUUAUUCCAAGAGUCAUGUGAUUGAAUCCCUGGACGAACUUACACAGUACAAGUAUAGGCUUAGGUUCCAGAAUGAUGAUGGGCCUUCAGAAUGGAGUGCUGUUACCACAGUGUGCACCACAAGGGAACCUUUGACUGGGGACCACCUACAUAGGGCAGUCAAUGCAAAUAAUCUGGAGGAAGUUGAACGGAUUCUGCACACAGGAGAGGUAAAAGCUGAGAUUCCAGACAAGUAUGGCUUCACUCCGCUCAUGCAAGCUGCAACCAAAGGUUAUUUAGAUAUUUUAAGAACAUUGAUUGAAAAUGGUGCCGACGUCAACUUCGCAAAUGAGUCGAAAAAAACUGCACUGAUGAUGGCCUGUUUUUCUGGCAAUCUCGCUGAGGCCCAGGAACUUAGAAAGCAUGGUGCUGACUACAAUGCACGAGACAAGGGGGGUUCAAUGCCCAUACAUUGGGCUGUAGAUGGUGGAGACCCAAACCUUCUGGAGUGGAUUAUACAAGAUGGUGCAGAUGUCAACUCAAAAGAUUCGCACUCACAUUGGACACCAUUGAUUCGAGCUGCGACUAUUGGUGGAAAUGUGAAAAUUGCAGAAGUUUUGAUAAAGCAUGGAGCCAAUGUCAACAUGCAUGAUAAGGAUGGAAAAACAGCACUAAUGUCAGCAGUCAUAAAUGGGUAUCAGGAAUUAGUGCUUCUUUUACUGAAAGAAAAUGCAGAUGUAUCUGUAAAGAAUGAGUAUGGAAAGAAUGUGUAUGAAAUGGCAGUUUCAAUGGAUAAGAGGAAAGUGAUCAAGGUUCUGGAGGAUCAUAUGUCCAAGACUGGCAUAAAAAUUGGACAAAAAUUCUGAAGGUUGUCACAAAAUCAAAGUUUUCUUGACAUCAUUGUGAACUGUUAUAUAAAGCAUAUGUGUCGGAAUCUUCCAAAAAGUUUACUUUUAAAAAACGUUAACUUUUAAAGGCAUGUUUAGAACAGUUGAUAUAUUUGUAAAACUUAUAAUAAAUGUAUUUAAGGCAAAAAGUCCAUGAAGUGUUUAUGACCUGUAAGAUUACUUAUCUUACUUAGAAUCAGACAAUACUAGGUUUGCCUUUGCUGAAAUAGUUGCAUCUUUUAAUAAGAGGAAUCUUGUUGUGUUUGUUGAAAAUGUUACAGAGCCAAAGUUGUUAACAUUCCAUACUUAAUUCAUGUAUGUAUCAGAGGAAUGAUAGAUAAGAUAUAAAGCUGGUAAGGUUGAAGAUGCAUAUAUUACCUGUCUCAGAAUCCGUCCACUAAAUAUGCAAACUUGAACUAUGGUUUGUGUGUAAACACUGCUAAAUUGGUAUUCACUUUUUUCAUAUUUUAUGUAUGUUGUUUUUAUUGCUUUUUUUUUCUAGUAAGAUUUUCUAACACAAUAAAUGUACUGUAAGAGUUUAUCUAAUAUGGAAAAUAUAACAAAAAUUUAUUUUCCUUUCAGUUAUUUAAUGGUGCAAAAACAAACGCAUGGCUUCUGUUUAGUAACAAUCUAUAACUUGCCUGAGACUUUUAAACCUCUUCUCAUUUCAUUCUCAAGCUGCCUUUCAAUUUUUUUUUCUUGUAGAACUGAUAAAAUUGUAUUUAUGUUUAUAAAUGCUCAAUAAUGUUCCAAAAAAGUGUGGUAGAUGGUACAAGUUAAAAGUUUCACAUUCUGUAACAUUUAACUCAAGGAAUCAGGUUUGUUGUGCAAUGUAAUUUUGAUGACGAACUUAAGAAUAAACUGUGCCCAAAGUUACAGUUAACAUUCCACCCCCAGACAGUGACAAAGAGGCAGCAGCUAAACUGUAUUUUCAAAAUGAUAAAUAACAGAGUGUAUGUGUGACUUUAACCCACCUAAUCAAUUUCCAAUACCUAAGAAACAUGUUUGUAUUGACUUCUUAGUAGAAGAGACUUGUUAAUUAUUAGCAUUAUUGUUAUCUUACAUUUUUCAUGAUGAAAAU
Messenger RNA from Lingula anatina, 2806 nucleotides. RefSeq names its product fibronectin type 3 and ankyrin repeat domains 1 protein. The record is from RefSeq and is a predicted model, not a curated record. Gene Ontology annotation, biological process: regulation of apoptotic process. NCBI's taxonomy places the organism in Eukaryota, Metazoa, Brachiopoda, Lingulata, Lingulida, Lingulidae. Gene Ontology annotation, cellular component: nucleus. Gene Ontology annotation, molecular function: protein binding.